Molecule: messenger RNA, 2009 nt
Organism: Syngnathus typhle (broad-nosed pipefish)
Lineage: Eukaryota; Metazoa; Chordata; Actinopteri; Syngnathiformes; Syngnathidae
Product: neuronal pentraxin-1
Exons: 5
Coding region: 1-1521 (506 amino acids)
Source: RefSeq, a predicted model, not a curated record
AUGGAGACGAUAAGGAAGACUCUGCACGCAUUCGUCGUCCUCCUCUCUCUGAUCCUCCUUCCCGCGUCAUCCGCUUCGGACUUGAAUGACUACCACUCCGCACAACCACGUUUUGUGUGCACGCCCAUUCCGGCGGACACCGACCCCGCCUGCUUCCCCACGGCGGGCCUGGGCGCAGGGGGAGCGGGCCACCAUCAAAGCGCGCCUCCUGCCGGCUGGUGGGGAGCGAGCGACGAGGCCAAGACCACCAUUCUCCAUCUCCGCGAGAGCCUCGUCAGCCAGAAGGAGACCAUCCUGGACCAGAGGGAGACCAUCAGGGAGCUGACGGCCAAGCUCGCUCUAUGCGAGGGCUUCGCCGGUUCGGCUCACGACGACCAACCGGGUGCGUCCUCGGACCAGGACUACGGCGAUAACCGGGACGGAAACCUCGUACCUCACUCUCUGCAUUCUGAUGGAGCUGACGGCGCAGAGCAUCACGAGGAGGACGUCGUUAAACACGUAAACUCGGGCGACGUCAUAUCCUCACCGGAGCAGAUGGAGCGGAUGCUGCAGGCGCUCAAGGAGAGACUGGGAAACCUGCAGCAGAAGAGGAACUCAUCCCUGACCUACUCCAGCUCUCUGAGGGUGCUUCUGCAGAGGAAGAUCGACACUCUGGAGGAGCAGCUGCACCCGCACGACCACCAACACCUCGAUGACCACGACGACCAGGCCGCCAACCACACUGGACACUUUGACGAGCACAGCGAUGAAAGCCAUCACAUGGGUGGAAGCCAACAAAGCGGCCAUGAGAAUAACGAAGCAGACAGUCAUGGUCACCUCCCACCGGGAAGACACCACAGUAGCAGCAAAUUGGUGAACAUGCUCAGCCAACUUCAACUGACAGGUUCCAAGAGGAAGAACGAGGCGGGCGGCUUCCAGCUGAGCUUCCCCAUGCGCACCAGCUACAUGCACGCGCGCAUCAAGCGAACGCUCCCGAGCGACAUCUUCGCGCUCACUUUGUGUCUGCGGAUUAAGGCCGGCGCCAGGCCCGCCAUGGGGACACCGUUCUCCUAUUCGGCGCCAGGCCAGGCCAAUGAAGUGGUGCUGAUCGAGUGGGGGGACAACACUGUGGAGCUGCUCAUUGACGACCAGGUCGCGUCUCUGCCAGUGACGUUAAAUGACGGCAGGUGGCAUCACGUGUGCGUGACGUGGUCCACGCGGGACGGGCGUUGGGAGGCCUAUCAGGACGGUGACCUGCGGGGGUCCGGGGAGGAUCUGGCCCCCUGGCAUCCUGUCAGAGCAGGAGGCGUGUUUAUCCUGGGACAGGAACAAGACACUCUAGGUGGCCGUUUCGACGCCACGCAGGCCUUCAUGGGGGAGCUGGCCGACGUGCAGAUGUGGUCCUCCAUCCUGAGCGGGGCCGAUAUCCAGGGCCUGGCAUUGUGCGGUAGCCACUUGUCCGGUGAUGUCAUCUCGUGGUCUGACGUGGACAUGGAACUGCACGGGGGAGUGGUGAGGCACCCAUUCGAACCCUGUCACUGAAAAAGACUCAAGUGGACCAAAAUUGAUGAUAAAAAAAAAAAACACACACACACACACAAUACUGUGAAUGGGGGUCAAAGACUUUUUAAAAGAGAAGCCUCCAAAAUGAGAAUCAAUGCCUUUAAUUUGAAGUUUUUUGGGGGUCAGUCUUUAUAGCAACUUGAAUGGUCAAUAUUUGAAUUUGUGUCAGGUUCUCUGACAUGUUGUCAUGUAGUUCAUAAAUUAGAUAAAUAGUUGACUUUGUUGUAACAAUUUGUUGGCAAAUUUAUUAUCGGGAAGAUUUCCACGUAAAAUACAGCUAAAGAACCAAAGACAUUGUCAGCAUUUUGUUAUACUAAUAAUAAUGUGAUUAUUUUAUUUUUAUUUUUUUUUAAAUGUUCUUCAAAUGUAUUGUAAUGUCUCAACCAAUCAUUUGAUUAUUAUAAUCGUGUUUUGGCAAAGCAUUGAACUGUGACUGUAUUGUACUGUAUAAAAACAUUUUUGUUGUA